AUGGGGAAGGUUGACUUCAAAGCGACAGAGGGGUGGUUCUAUCGGUGGAAAAAAAGAGAAAACAUUUGUUUCCAAAAAAUGCACGGAGAACAAGGUGACGCAGAUUUUACGGGUGCACAUUUUUGGCUAGAAAAUGAAUGGCCUUCACUCAUCUCCGAAUUUUCACCCUCUGAUGUGUUUAAUGCUGAUGAGACUGGCCUGUACUUUAGAGCACUACCUGAGCAUACUUAUAUUCUUCAAAAUGACAAAGCAAAGGGAACAAAAUCUUGUAAAGAACGAAUAACGAUCUUGUGUUGUGCCAGUAUGACGGGAGAAAAAAAGAAACUGCUUGUUGUCGGGAAGAGUAAGCAACCUCGUUGUUUCAAAGGAGUUAAAGUUUUACCUGUUGAUUAUACAGCGAAUAAAAAUGCAUGGAUGACUCAAGAAAUUUUUAGUCAGUGGUUGAUCAAAUGGGAUAAUGAACUAGACAGAAAAAUUGUACUUUUAAUAGACAACUGUACAGCCCACAAUGUAAGUUUAAACUUGAAAAAUAUAAAACUGGUUUUUUUACCGGCUAAUACCACAUCACUUAUUCAGCCUUGUGAUCAAGGAAUUAUUCGUACACUUAAAGCUUACUAUAGAUUAAAAAUGAGAAAAAGGGUAAUCACUCUCAUUGAUGAAAUGUUUGAAUGUGAGUCAACUUCGACUUUAAAGGCUAAUGACCUUUCCAAGAAAAUCAACAUUCUCGAAGCCUUACACUUUGUUACACUUUGUGAAGCGUGGAAUAAUAUUAGUGACGUGACUAUUCGAAAUUGUUUUCGUCACGGAGGUUUCGUCAAAACUGAGGAAGAGGAAGAAGAAGAAGAUGACCAUAGUAAAGACCUCGCUGACAAAACAUAUGAGGAUUGGAUGGAUAUAGAUCGUGAUCUCCAAACUUCUGAAGAGUAUUCUGAGGACCAAAUUUGUCAGUCUAUAAUAAAUGAAAUCACCAAUAACAACGAUGAGGAGAACGACGAAAGCAAUGAAGAAGUCGACGUCGUAGUUAAACCACCAUCAAAUAAAGAGGUUCUGGAGGCUUUAGACGUGAUAAGGAGAGCUGUCCAUCACCGUGGUGCGGUCCCAAUUAGUUCAGAUAAUCGAGAUUCUACUGUUUUUAAUGGUGUGAAAACUGCAUAUCAACAAAAGUUGGUUAGAUUAAAAACUAGAUUAAAUCACAAAGACACAUUUUUCACUAAAUUUGAUGUUUUUCAGCUAGUGGUUCGUGGACCCUUAGGAAAUUUUACAAAUUAA
This is a messenger RNA of Melanaphis sacchari, 1269 nucleotides long. RefSeq names its product tigger transposable element-derived protein 6-like. Gene Ontology annotation, cellular component: nucleus. Gene Ontology annotation, molecular function: DNA binding. Bases 1 to 1269 code for a protein of 422 amino acids. The record is from RefSeq and is a predicted model, not a curated record. NCBI's taxonomy places the organism in Eukaryota, Metazoa, Arthropoda, Insecta, Hemiptera, Aphididae. The transcript is spliced from 3 exons.